This is a messenger RNA of Chelmon rostratus (copperband butterflyfish), 2751 nucleotides long. It is a transcript of the gene kcnh6b, whose product is annotated as potassium voltage-gated channel subfamily H member 6. The transcript has 12 exons. Lineage: Eukaryota; Metazoa; Chordata; Actinopteri; Chaetodontiformes; Chaetodontidae. Gene Ontology annotation, cellular component: membrane. Bases 1 to 2751 code for a protein of 916 amino acids. Gene Ontology annotation, biological process: regulation of heart rate by cardiac conduction; regulation of ventricular cardiac muscle cell membrane repolarization; membrane repolarization during action potential. The record is from RefSeq and is a predicted model, not a curated record. Gene Ontology annotation, molecular function: inward rectifier potassium channel activity.
AUGCGAGCUGCGGGCCAGUCCUCUGCCCCGUGCCAGAGUGGAGAUACAAACAUGUUUCCGGUCACCGUAGGCCAUCAGAGCUCCAUGUCUGACUCUGACCUUAUGAAGAGUGGGGGACCAGCCAGCAGGGGCCCCGAAUGCCGCUCGCCUCCAACUCCCAGGAUGGAGCUGCUUAGUCCCUCCAAGGUGAAGGACCGCUCUCAGAACGUCACAGAGAAGGUCACCCAGGUGCUUUCUUUGGAGUCUGAUGUACUGCCUGAAUACAAACUCCAGGUGCCGGAGACAACAUGGUGGAUCUUGCUUCACUACAGCCCUUUCAAGGCGUUCUGGGACUGGAUUAUUCUCCUCCUAGUCCUCUACACAGCUGUUUUCACUCCUUACUCGGCUGCCUUCCUCCUGGAUGAACACGGGGAUUUACAUCAAAGGAGUUGCGGCUACACAUGUAACCCUCUGAAUGUGGCGGACCUUAUGGUGGACGUGCUGUUUAUUGUGGAUAUAGUCAUCAACCUUCGCACAACGUACGUGGACCACAACGACGAGGUGGUCACACAGCCGAGCCGGAUAGCCAAGCACUAUAUCAAAGGCUGGUUCCCUAUUGAUCUGUUUGCAGCGAUCCCUUUUGACCUUCUCAUUUUCAGAUCUGGCUCAGACGAACCAAAGAUGGCAACCUUAACAAGUCUGCUGAAAACAGCUCGGCUGCUGCGAUUGGUCCGCGUGGCAAGAAAGCUGGACCGGUAUUCUGAAUACGGGGCUGCUGUCCUCUUCUUGCUUAUGUGCACCUUUGUGCUCAUCGCCCAUUGGCUCGCCUGUAUUUGGUACGCCAUUGGCUUUGUGGAGAGGCCAUACACGGAGACCGGUUGGCUGGACAACCUGGCUGAGCAGCUGGGCAAGUCAUACAAUGACAGUGACUCCACCUCUGGUCCGUCAGUCAAAGACAAGUACGUCACUGCACUUUACUUCACCUUGAGCAGCUUGACGAGUGUGGGGUUCGGUAAUGUCUCUCCAAACACCAACUCAGAGAAGAUCUUCUCCAUCUGCGUCAUGGUCAUUGGCUCUCUCAUGUAUGCAAGCAUAUUUGGGAAUGUGUCAGCCAUCAUCCAGCGACUGUAUUCCGGUACAACCCGUUACCACACCCAGAUGUUGCGAGUGAAAGAGUUCAUCAGAUUCCACCAAAUCCCAGGUAGCCUUCGCCAAAGGCUGGAGGAGUAUUUUCAGCAUGCCUGGUCCUACACAAAUGGCAUUGACAUGAAUGCUGUGCUGAAGGGAUUUCCAGAGUCUUUGCAGGCAGACAUCUGUUUGCACUUGAACAGAUCUCUGCUACAGAACUGCAAAGCUUUUCAUGGAGGCAGUCAAGCCUGUCUGCGCGCCUUGGGUAUGAGGUUCAAGACAGUCCACGCUCCUCCAGGAGAUAUCCUGAUCCACUACGGAGACAUCCUGGACUCUCUCUUCUUCAUCUCACGUGGUUCCAUUCAGGUCAUCCGGGAUGAUGUGGUGGUUGCCAUACUAGGUAAAAAUGACAUCUUUGGGGAGCCCAUACACCUGUACGAUGAGCCAGGGAAGUCCAAUUCAGAUGUCCACACCAUCACCUACUGUGACCUGCAUCGCAUACUGAGGGACGACCUGCUGGAGGUCCUUGAUAUCUACCCCAGCUUUGCAGACAACUUUUGGAGGAACCUGGAGAUAACUUUUGACCUUAGAGAUGCUGACCAAGUACCACCAAUAAUUACAACUGAUGACUCUGGUGACGACUGUGUUUAUCGCCACAAGCCAAGACACAGGAUCCACUCCCUGGACUGCCGAAUCAGGCCAGAUGGAACUGAUCAUGAAGACUCGUACCCCCUUCAGUCCCUCCGCCAUCGUCACUCACCUUCUCGGGCCCACUGGGAUGACCGCUGUAGCUGCGGAUCCCUGUGUUCCCAGUCAAGUGAAGACCUAGCUAAGCCUCUUGCCCAUGGUGCCAAAGUAGAGCUUUACCCUUCAGAAGAUGCCAGACGGGACUACUCCCCUUCAGUAGUGCAGCUGCUACCCCCGAGUGGCCCCACAGUGGGGAGGGAACCCGUGUUGGACCUCGGCCACCAAGCUUCAUCUUUGAAUGUGCCGGGAAUGUAUCGAUACUGGCCAGACCAGCGGUCACAACAGUUUUCCAGUCGCGCCUGGCGAUCUUCUUCUGUUCGCAACUCGUACCAUCCACCACCAUUCACAGAAGAACGGCCGAGUGAGCUAGAGUCUCGACUUGAGGUUUUGCAUUCACAGCUCAACAGACUGGAGACUCGCAUGACAGCUGACAUCAACGUCAUUCUCCAGCUUCUCCAGAGGCAGAUCGCUCCUGUACCUCCUGCUUACAGCACUGUCUCGUCUAGUACCCUCCCGACUGACUCACCAGGCAUUUAUGGAACUGGGACACCAGUGCUGCACAGCAUGUACCCCAUUUCCACCAUACAGCUGGACAGCCGGGCACCCACACAGAGCUCUACCCAGACUGACCUCAAAUUCACCAAGAAGUCCCAGGAGUCACUGUCCAGUGGUAUCCAUGUGACUGUGGCAUCGGACGACACCAUGUUCAUGACCGUCACCCCUGAAACUGAGACCCAUAGAGGGCUGCCCCAGCCGUCAGUCAAAUCCUCCCUCAUGGAGAACCCCAGGCUGUGCGGCAGCCUCCGCUACCCCUCACUGCCGGGGAACCUGGACAUCACAUCAGGACUUACUGAGAUCCAGAAACACCUCUCAGACCCUGUACUGCCUGUCAUCUGA